This is a messenger RNA of Macrosiphum euphorbiae (potato aphid), 2037 nucleotides long. NCBI's taxonomy places the organism in Eukaryota, Metazoa, Arthropoda, Insecta, Hemiptera, Aphididae. The record is from the annotation of a GenBank genome assembly.
AUGAAUAACAGCAAAAUUAAAAUACUUCAGCACAACCUGAAUCGGGACCGCACGGCCUCCCACCAACUCCGCGUAGCCUGUAAAAAUCUGAAAGUCGACUUCCUAUUAGUACAGGAACCACUGGUCAAUAACGGGAAAAUAUACGCCUUUGAAAGAUGCAAAUGCCACAUAAGCAAAAAAUCGGGCGCAGCUGUCAUCGUCCUGACAGACCGCUUUCAAUGCAUUACCCUCAGCACUCAUACAUCCAACCACGCGGCAUCUGUAAAGGUUACAUACGGCAAAAGGCCCUGUGAUUAUGUGAUUCUGGCUUCUGCGUACUUCAAGUACAGCGAGCCGACAACCAUCCACUUGGAACGGUUGAAUCAAAUCCUUCUGGCUGACAACAGAGUCAUUAUAGCUGCAGACACUAACGGCCACUCACCACGCUGGCACUCGGUUUCGAGAAAUCGCCGUGGCAGACUCACCGAACAAUUUAUUGACAAUCACGACCUUAAAAUACACAACGCCGCGGGUCAGAUUAACACUUUCUGCCGCCGAGACAACCGCUCCUCAAACAUCGAUGUAACCUUGUCUACAAGCAACAUCAGUAAUUGCAUUGGUAACUGGUCUGUCAGUGACCUAACUGACAGCGAUCAUAGGGUUAUUGCUUUCACUAUGAAAGUGAACGGUAUGGUGAAACCCACGUCACUUGAUAAACGGUAUGAUACAAGAACUGCCGACUGGGAUCUGUUCCACACCACGCUCCUUAGUGAAAUCGGCAGCAUCGCCGUAUGCUCGAUAGAAUCCACGGCCUUGGGCAUAAACCGUGUGCUUGCCACAGCCGCUGACCGCGCUAUCCAGCGCAAAAAACCCGGUGGUACCUCAGGUAAAAACAUCUGGUGGUCGCCCAUACUCUCCACCCUCCGGCAAACCCUUGCCCGCAAGCGACGAGAAGGACUCCGGACCAUUGACAGACAAGCGUACAACAGGCUACGGAAUGACUUCCUGUCUGAAAUAAAGAAACACAAACUAGCCGCUUGGAAGUGCUUCGCCGGCGAAAUGAAUGCUAAUCCGUGGUGCAAAGCAUUCAAGUGGGCAAAAGGCAGUUACUGUAUGCAUAAUAUACCAAUUAACAUGACCAAACCGGACGGAUCGCUCACAUCCGACUGUAGUGAGACAGCUGAACUCCUGCUGAAUACUUUCGUCCCAGCAGACCCCGAUCAGGCCCGAUGUGACAUGGAUCUCCAUGGUCCAUCACAAAUCAGUGACCUUCCUAGCCCAGUCGAUAUCAAAGCGGCCAUAUGGCGAAUGCGGCCUACCGGUGCACCUGGCGCAGAUGGUAUUACUGCAGGCAUACUGAGGAAAGCCUGGCCUGCCCUCCGUGAAUCCAUCACUUACCUGUUCGGCAGAUGUCUUCACGAUGGAAUCUUUCCUGACUGCUGGAAGAUUGCCAAGUUGAUCAUUAUCCCCAAACCGGGCCGCUCAGACUCGUGUAAUGUUAAGUCCUUCAGACCUAUUAGCCUACUUCCGGCACUAGGCAAGGCACUUGAGACCCUCAUCAUAAAGAGGAUAGGGCUUGAGACAAAUUUGGACUCCUUCGCGGCACAACAUGGCUUCACCGCUGGUAAGUCCACGGUCAGUGCUCUCCGUAGCUUACAUGAGCGCAUCGAUGCGUCCAAAUCACGGCACAUAUUCGGGACAUUCCUUGACAUUACCGGCGCAUUUGACAAUGUAAAAUGGUCGCCAUUGCUCUUGCAAAUGCAGCGUCUGGGCGCCUCGCUUGAAACAUCAAAAAUCGUGAUAUCGUACCUCCGCAACAGGUGGGCGGACCUGGAACUUGAGGGCAUCCACUACCGGAGGAUGCUCGCUAGGGGUUGCCCUCAGGGAUCACAGUUGGGUCCUACCCUCUGGAAAAUAGCAAUGACACCCAUAUACGGCAUGUUACCUGACACCAGCACGACCAAAAUAAUUACCUACGCAGACGACAUUCUGCUAAUGGUUGGCGCCGCUAGGCCUACAACAGCCUUCCAGUUUUUGAAAAACACUUGGACCUUCUAA